AUGUUGGGAGAUGGUGGCCACAUGGUGGGAGAUGGUGGCCACAUGGUGGGAGAUGGUGGCCACAUGGUAGGAGAUGGUAGCCACAUGUUGGGAGAUGGUGGCCACAUGGUGGGAGAUGGUGGCCACAUGGUGGGAGAUGGUGGCCACAUGGUAGGAGAUGGUAGCCACAUGUUGGGAGAUGGUGGCCACAUGUUGGGAGGCUGUAGCCACAUGUUGGGAGAUGGUGGCCACAUGGUAGGAGAUGGUAGCCACAUGGUGGGAGAUGGUGGCCACAUGGUGGGAGAUGGUAGCCACAUGGUGGGAGAUGGUGGCCACAUGGUGGGAGAUGGUAGCCACAUGGUGGGAGAUGGUGGCCACAUGGUGGGAGAUGGUAGCCACAUGGUGGGAGAUGGUGGCCACAUGGUGGGAGAUGGUAGCCACAUGUUGGGAGAUGGCGGCCACAUGGUGGGAGAUGGUAGCCACAUGUUGGGAGGCGGUAGCCACAUGGUGGGAGAUGGUAGCCACAAGGUGGGAGAUGGUGGCCACAAGGUGGGAGAUGGUAGCCACAAGGUGGGAGAUGGUGGCCACAUGGUGGGAGAUGGUAGCCACAAGGUGGGAGAUGGCGGCCACAUGGUGGGAGAUGGUAGCCACAUGUUGGGAGAUGGCGGCCACAUGGUGGGAGAUGGUAGCCACAUGUUGGGAGGCGGUAGCCACAUGGUGGGAGAUGGUAGCCACAAGGUGGGAGAUGGUAGCCACAUGGUGGGAGAUGGUAGCCACAAGGUGGGAGAUGGUGGCCACAUGGUGGGAGAUGGUAGCCACAAGGUGGGAGAUGGCGGCCACAUGGUGGGAGAUGGUAGCCACAUGUUGGGAGAUGGCGGCCACAUGGUGGGAGAUGGUAGCCACAUGUUGGGAGGCUGUAGCCACAUGGUGGGAGAUGGUAGCCACAAGGUGGGAGAUGGUAGCCACAAGGUGGGAGAUGGUAGCCACAAGGUGGGAGAUGGUGGCCACAUGGUGGGAGAUGGUAGCCACAAAGUGGGAGAUGGCGGCCACAUGGUGGGAGAUGGCGGCCACAUGGUGGGAAGUGGUGGCCACAUGGUGGGAGAUGGCGGCCACAAGGUGGGAGAUGGCGGCCACAUGGUGGGAGAUGGCGGCCACAAGGUGGGAGAUGGCGGCCACAUGGUGGGAGAUGGCGGCCACAAGGUGGGAGAUGGCGGCCACAUGGUGGGAGAUGGCGGCCACAAGGUGGGAGAUGGCGGCCACAUGGUGGGAGAUGGCGGCCACAAGGUGGGAGAUGGCGGCCACAUGGUGGGAGAUGGCGGCCACAAGGUGGGAGAUGGCGGCCACAUGGUGGGAGAUGGCGGCCACAAGGUGGGAGAUGGCGGCCACAUGGUGGGAGAUGGCGGCCACAAGGUGGGAGAUGGCGGCCACAUGGUGGGAGAUGGCGGCCACAAGGUGGGAGAUGGCGGCCACAUGGUGGGAGAUGGCGGCCACAUGGUGGGAGAUGGUGGCCACAUGGUGGGAAGUGGUAGCCACAAGGUGGGAGAUGGCGGCCACAUGGUGGGAGAUGGCGGCCACAAGGUGGGAGAUGGCGGCCACAUGGUGGGAGAUGGCGGCCACAUGGUGGGAGAUGGCGGCCACAUGGUGGGAGAUGGUGGCCACAUGUGGUAG
This is a messenger RNA of Epinephelus lanceolatus (giant grouper), 1647 nucleotides long. Lineage: Eukaryota; Metazoa; Chordata; Actinopteri; Perciformes; Serranidae. The record is from RefSeq and is a predicted model, not a curated record.